This is a messenger RNA of Lineus longissimus, 1915 nucleotides long. Its product is annotated as protein Wnt-8b-like. The transcript is spliced from 7 exons. The record is from RefSeq and is a predicted model, not a curated record. Gene Ontology annotation, biological process: cell fate commitment; multicellular organism development; canonical Wnt signaling pathway. Gene Ontology annotation, cellular component: extracellular region. Gene Ontology annotation, molecular function: frizzled binding; cytokine activity. NCBI's taxonomy places the organism in Eukaryota, Metazoa, Nemertea, Pilidiophora, Heteronemertea, Lineidae. Bases 454 to 1560 code for a protein of 368 amino acids.
UUAAUAGCUGACCAAGAGCUAGCUUUUCUUCGAACAUGUUAGCCUUGGUUUAAAAGCAAUGCUUUUAAGGAAUAGAGUCAUUCCAGUCAGGAAAUGGAAGGGGGCGACAUCGGGAUGUGGAAAAAUGCGCAGCACCUUUCGGCGGCGGUGAACGGAUUAUAGAAGAAUGGAUUUCUUUCCACUUGAAUGGUAGUCUUGAGGCUAAUACUUGGAACGCUCACGUGCCAACUGAUUUGCGCAAUCGCAGUGGUCGCCACCAGGACACCGUUUGAUGUGCCGAUUUCAUUUAAUUUGAUUGGCCAGUAUGAAACAUAAUCUGCAUAUGGCUAUGCCUCUCGGCCGUUUCUGGGACUUAACGUGUAAACUUUUUAGCCUGAGUUCAACGCGUCGAAUCUGACAAGAAAGGGCCACUUUUCGACACUCAAAAAUAGACAGGAGUCUUUUUCUUUCAAAAUGCAGAAUAACACUUGGAUUUUUGUGUACACAAUAUUUGUUUCUUUACUAAUUGAGAUUGAGACCUGGUCACUUAACAAUUUUUUGAUGACGGGCCCUAAGGUGUAUAAUAAAAGACAUUUCAAGAGCAAUGGCCUGGCCGAUUUAUCAAAUCACAGGUUCAUAUCAUCUGCCUCAAGUACCACGGCGUACAUGGUCUUCUCUGAAAGUGUGGCUGCAGGUGCACAGACCGGGGUGAAGGAAUGCAAGGACCAAUUCAAGUGGGACAGAUGGAACUGUCCGGAAAACACUUUCUCAUUAUUCACACACAAUGCACUUCCAAGAGCCAACAAGGAGACAUCUUUUGUCCACGCGAUCACCUCCGCUGGGGUCAUGUUUACCCUGACUCGGAACUGUAGCCUUGGUGACUUCGAUAAAUGUAGCUGUGACGACAGCAAAAAGGGUCAACCAGGUAGGAAGCACGGAGGGGCGAGAUGGAACUGGGGUGGUUGUAGCGACAAUGUAAGAUUUGGUGAGAAGAUAUCGAAGCAGUUCGUCGACACGCUAGAGACAGGGAAGGAUGCUAGAGCGACCAUGAACCUCCACAACAACGACGUAGGAAGAAGGGCUGUUCGGAAGACUCUGAAGAUGUCUUGUAAGUGUCACGGUAUUUCUGGCGCCUGCACCAUCAAGACCUGCUGGCAGCAGCUCUCAGAGUUCAGGGCAGUGGGUAGCUACUUGAAGAAAAAAUACCAACGGGCAAAGAUGGUAGACUUCCAAGAUGGCAAGUUGAACAUCGCGCGGAACUCUGAGCGUCGAAUGCGGAUCUCGAAGACGGACUUGCUGUAUUUGGAGUCGUCGCCUGAUUACUGCCGGGUCAACGUGACCGCCGGGACGUACGGGACUCUUGGGAGGGAAUGCGUCCGCCCUCUGAAGAAAGGGGACAAAUUGGACCGAUGGGAAAGGCGGAGUUGCAAAUUCCUUUGCAAGACCUGCGGACUGCGGGUCAAGAAAAAGGUGAUAGAAGACCAUGUUAGUUGCAACUGCAAGUUCCACUGGUGUUGUGCGGUCAAGUGCGAGUCAUGCAAAGAGACAAUCACCAAGUUUGCAUGUGCGAAGGUGAACUGAGAAUGCGGGUCUGAUAGGUUCGGCGAGAUUUCUGAUUUGCUCACAAAGUGAGAACUCUUAUCCGUCAUUGGGACUUGCGAUUGUUGAAAAGAUUUUCGAAAGCACAGAAGUUCCCUAUGAUCGGUUUUCUUGAGUUAUGGCUUUAUUCUCGUUAUUAGUCAAACCAAUGACAAUAAAUAUGAAAUUUGACUGGUAUAUAUACUGUAUUCCCUGUCCUGGUGCUGAUACAUACUCCCAUGGUGGUCAUUCAAGUUCCCAAAAAAUGAUGAAUAGUGUCCGUGAACACGCUUAAGCGUUUAAGUUUAGAUAUAUACAAUGCACGCACACGUUCCAAAUAUAAGCGAUUUGUGUUUGU